Colius striatus (speckled mousebird) is the source of this 11804-nucleotide messenger RNA. It is a transcript of the gene PLCE1, whose product is annotated as phospholipase C epsilon 1. NCBI's taxonomy places the organism in Eukaryota, Metazoa, Chordata, Aves, Coliiformes, Coliidae. The coding region runs from base 189 to 7118 and encodes 2309 amino acids. The record is from RefSeq and is a predicted model, not a curated record. Gene Ontology annotation, molecular function: guanyl-nucleotide exchange factor activity; phosphatidylinositol-4,5-bisphosphate phospholipase C activity. The transcript has 34 exons. Gene Ontology annotation, biological process: lipid metabolic process; small GTPase-mediated signal transduction; phosphatidylinositol-mediated signaling.
GCGGCGGCUGUGCAGCGCUGGCGAGGUAGGAGCGUACCCGUCCCGCUGACCGCUCCGGUGCCGAGGCCCUGCCGCUGCUGGAGUCACCGGCCAGCCCGAGGAGGAGGAGAAAGAAGAUGCCGGGGGGACGCUGAAAGCAAACCAAUUUUUUUGAUGCCCUAUGGGAAGAUGCAUCUUUGACAUGGAUCAUGUGUUUGGCUGUCUUCUACAGCCUGAGGCAACAAUGUGUGCUACAUAUGAUAGAAAAAUCAAUGGUGGGAAGGAUCAAAACAAGUGACAGUGUCACAGGUAAAGUGAUACCUGCUCAGUCAGCUGGAGAUGAAAAUACUGAGAAUGCUUUGGACACCAGUGUUAUAAAAAGACAUACUGCCAGUCUGGGAAGGCGAACCACACACGCGCUCUCAUACUUAGACAGACUAGAAGAAGAAAGUCUUCAGGGCUCAGUACCCAAAAUAUUCUCUCUGUCAAAAGAACAACUGACUAAUGACAGUAGUAAUGAAAACUUCUGGGAGAGGAACAGCUCCAUCCCCGAUUCAGUGGAAUUUCUUAACAUUAACUGUAACAUUGUACAGAAAAACUACAAAAGCAAUAUCCCAUGCAGCCAGUUGUAUAAAGCUUGUGAUCCUUUAGCACGGGGAGAGGCAUGUCUGGAAACUGGAAUUCCUGUUUCACUGGAAAGAGCCAUGCUUGCUGAACUUCAAUUGAAAAUGAAUGGACCUUCGUUAAGAAGCCAGACAGCAGUAAAUAAGAAUGACAGCAAUGAUACUGAUAAAGUGGCCUUUUUUCACUUUCAUUGUGCUGGUGAAAGGAAUAUAUCAAAGGCUUUGUGCAGUUUACACAACGGCUUCAUUUUGAAUGACUGCUUGCAGCCAGUAAGUGUUGGCGAUGGUAACACCACUGGUUCCCCAGCCUGUACUUGCAGAUUGGUGGAGUUAACAAAUAAUUGUGAGAAUGAAAAUGGGCAGCAGUUGUAUGAAGACACUUUAAGGGAUAAGCAUUUAUAUCUGGAAAGAGCACCACGAAAGGUUAAAGUGGAGUGCUCUGGUCACAGCUUCUGUGGAAAUAACUUUACUGGAAGAAUGCCCUCAAAGCCCUUUCUGAGCCAUUUUGAAGACUGUAAUGAUAACUGUGAAGAAGAGUUGGAAGAGGAUUUUUUUAGAAACAGAAAGGAACGUUCUACUUUAUUAAUAAGACGCUUCUGUAAAAAUGAUAAAGAGGUUAAAAAAUCAGUCUAUACUGGAACGAGAGCAAUUGUUAGGACUUUACCUUCAGGGCACAUAGGAACCGUUGCUUGGAAUUAUGUUGAGCAAAGGAGAAACAACGGUGGGUUGAAGCUUUCUAGGAUUACAACAGAACAGCUAGCUGUAAUUCAGUCCUUAAUAAAGUGCGAAUUUCAUUCCUUUCUUGAGAAGUCUUUACAGUAUGAGAUCUUCAGUACAGUGCAAGAAGAAGAAGCAGAAGAUAUUUUUGAAUAUUUUCCUCAUCUUCUGAGAAAGCACCCAAAAUUUGAUCCAGAUUAUACAUGCAAAAGUGAUGGUUUUUGUGUAAAACCAUGUAUUACAGAUGCUCACAGUCAAUAUCGUGCCACUUUACAGAGGACUGCGCUCUCUAACUAUAUAACUGGUGCUUUACUAGAAGCAACUACAUCAUUAGGAGCAAGAAGUGGUCUUUUAAAUAUUUUCAGCGGAUCAACUGGAAGAACAAUGCUUAAAGAACGCCAAGUGUGUACAUCUAUGGCUAGCUCCAGCGUCCUUCCCUCCAACGUGGCUGGUAUCAGCAAAGAGCUAAUGGAACUGCAGCACCUUGUCCAGUUCCCAGAGGAGGUUGCCAGCAUUCUGACGGAACAGGAGCAGGAGCUCUACCGAAAAGUCUUACCCAUUGACUACCUCUGCUUUUUAACCAGGGAUUUGGGUAACACUGAAUGUCAAAGCAAGCUGCCAUCUAUUAAAGCUUCCAUAUCUGCUACUAUUCUUUCUUCUCCCAGUGGUGAACACAAUGCUGUAGAAGAUCUUGUGACACGGUUUAAUGAGGUGAGCUCAUGGGUUACCUGGCUGAUCCUGACUGCAGGUUCUAUGGAAGAGAAACGAGAAGUCUUCUCAUAUUUAGUACAUGUGGCAAAAUGCUGCUGGAAUAUGGGAAACUACAAUGCUGUAAUGGAAUUUCUGGCAGGGCUAAGGUCAAGAAAAGUUUUAAAAAUGUGGCAAUUUAUGGACCAAUCUGAUAUUGAAACCAUGCGAAGUCUGAAAGAUGCUAUGGCACAACAUGAGUCAUCUUCUGAAUACAGGAAAGCCGUCAACCGGGCACUCAAUAUUCCAGGCUGUAAAGUUGUUCCGUUCUGUGGUGUGUUUUUAAAAGAGCUCUGUGAAGUUUUGGAUGGAGCAUCAAGCCUCAUCAGGCUCUGUCCACGAUAUAACUCGCAGGAUGAAACACUAGAGUUUGUUUCAGAUUACAGUGGACAAGAUAAUUUCUUACAACGGGUAGGCCAAGAUGGCUUAAAUAACCCAGAAAAAGAAUCAACAGCAAACAAUAUAUUUCAAACAAUUCAGAGCUGCAAUCGUAGUUUGGAACCUGAAGAGGGUGAAGAUAAUUUUAGUGAAGGGAGUGAUUCAAGAAAAAACUCUUUGAAGGACAAAAAUCGGUUCCAAUUUAUAAUUGGAGACCUUUCAGAUUCUGAAAGUGAUAUAUUUGAGCAGUUGAAGGAGUGGGACACGAGUUCAACAGAAGAGCAACAAAAGGCUUUCUGCCAUGGGAUAGAACUCAUUCCCUGGUAUGUGUUAUCUAUCAGGGCUGAUGUCUACCAGUUCAUGCAACAAGGGGCAACCGUCAUUCAUUAUGACCAGGAGACACAUCUCUCAGCACGUUGCUUUCUUCAACUUCAGCCUGACAAUAGUACUUUGACUUGGACAAAACCCACAACGGUUUGCCCUGCAAAUGCCAAGGCAAAACUGAGUGUGUUGGGUAAUACUGCUGAGCUUGGAAGAUACCAGUUUCUUGGUAAUACUGGACUGGUGGAAGGCUUUUUGGAUUUGUUUUCAGCCAAGGCUGUAUAUAUGGGACACUCUGGCAUUGAUCUGCACGCCGUGUGUGUGCAAAAUAAACUUUGUAAUAUGUCCCUUGAAGAAAAUGGUAUAACACUGCUUUAUGGACUUCAGACUACUGAUAAUAAAUUGCUGCACUUUGUUGCUCCAAAAUAUACUGCCAGAAUGCUGUAUGAUGGGUUACUGGAAUUGACUAAAGCUGUGAGAAAAAUGAGGAGAUUCCCUGACCAAAGACUACAGUGGCUGCGGAAACAGUAUGUCAGCCUUUACCAGGAGGAUGGAAGAUUUGAAGGCCCAACCUUGGCUCAGGCUGUUGAACUGUUUGGAGGCAGGCGAUGGAAUGCAAGAAAUACAAGCACAGGAACUGUCACCAAGAACACUGAUAAACCUAGUGUACAGAGGAACAACACACUGGGAAUAAGCACAGCUAAGAAAAAGAAGAAAGUACUAACGAGGGGUGAAAGUGGAGAGGCCACUGAUGAUGAAAUGGCAACUCGGAAGGCAAAAAGCAGUAAGGAAUAUCGUAAUAGAAGUGGUUCAGACCCUCAAGAUAUUGAUGGACAAGAAGAACCAGAUCAAAAUAUUAUUAGUAAUGCUUCUCCAUCUAAUAAUCUGCCAUCAAGAAGAGCUCACUCUCUGACAGCAUCUGGAUCUCCUAGUUUAGGAGCUACGACUUCUUCACCAGCAAGACCACUCUCUUCUCCUGUAAUGUCUUCAAGCAAGACUCAGUCUAGCACGUGGAGCAGCAGUAGCUGGCAUGGCCGUGUUAAAGGAGGAAUGAAGGGGUUUCAGAACUUCAUGGUUUCUGAUAGUAACAUGACUUUUGUGGAAUUUGUAGAGCUCUUCAAAUCUUUCAGUGUCCGUAGCCGCAAAGAUCUGAAAGACCUUUUUGAUGUCUAUGCUGUGCCUUGCAAUCGAUCUGGUUUAGACCCUGCUCCACUUUACACUAAUUUGAAGAUUGAUGAAAAUAGCAGUGGAUUCCAGCCUGAUUUAGAUUUGUUGACUAGGAAUGUUUCAGACCUUGGUUUGUUCAUUAAGAGUAGACAGCAACUAUCAGACAACCAGAGGCAAAUAUCUGAUGCUAUUGCUGCUGCCAGUAUUGUAACUAAUGGUACUGGAGUCGAAAGCACAUCUCUGGGAAUAUUUGGAGUGGGAAUCCAGCAGCUAAACGACUUCCUAGUGAAUUGCCAAGGAGAACACUGCACCUAUGAUGAAAUCCUCAGUAUUAUCCAGAAAUUUGAACCCAGUGUGAAUAUGUGCCAGCAAGGGCUGCUAUCUUUUGAAGGAUUUGCAAGAUUUUUGAUGGAUAAAGACAACUUUGCCUCCAGAAAUGAUGAGUCACAAGAGAAUGAUGAGGACUUGCACUUUCCACUGUCAUAUUACUACAUAGAAUCUUCACACAAUACUUACCUUACUGGCCAUCAACUUAAAGGGGAGUCUUCAGUAGAGCUCUACAGUCAGGUUCUUUUACAAGGCUGCAGAAGUGUAGAAUUAGACUGCUGGGAUGGCGAUGAUGGGAUGCCUAUCAUUUACCAUGGGCACACUCUAACAACUAAGAUCUCUUUUAAGGAGGUAGUUGAAGCUAUUGAUCGCAAUGCGUUUAUCGCUUCUGACUUGCCAAUUAUCAUAUCAAUAGAAAACCACUGUUCAUUGCCUCAGCAACGCAAGAUGGCAGAAAUUUUCAAGAAUGUAUUUGGAGACAAGCUGGUAACAAAGUUUUUAUUUGAGAGUGACUUUUCUGAUGAUCCCAUGCUUCCUUCACCUGGCCAACUGAAAAGAAAAAUCCUCCUUAAAAACAAGAAAUUAAAAGCCCAUCAAACACCAGUGGAUAUAUUGAAACAAAAGGCUCACCAGCUAGCCCAUAUGCAAGCACAGGCUAGCAAUGGUGCUAGCAACUCCACACCUACCAAUGAAGAGGAAGAAGAAGAAGAGGAUGAAUAUGAUUAUGACUAUGAAUCUCUCUCUGAUGAUAACAUUCUUGAAGACCGACCUGAGAAUAAAUUGUCAAGUGAUAAACUGCAGUUUGAAUAUAAUGAAGAGACUGCCAAACGAAUAAAGAAGGCUGAUUGUGCUACGUACAAUAAUAAAGGAAAGGUUUACGAUAUGGAGCUGGAUGAAGAAUUCUAUCUUCCGCAAAAUAAGAAGGAAAGCAGACAGAUAGCCCCAGAGCUAUCAGAUCUUGUUAUUUACUGUCAGGCUGUAAAGUUCCCUGGCUUGUCAACUCUAAACCCAUCUGGCUCUAGCAGAGGAAAAGAAAGAAAAAGCAGGAAGUCCAUUUUUGGCAACAAUCCUGGGAGGCUGAGCCCUGGGGAGUCAGCUGCUCUUGCCAAAGCAUCUGGAAAAGGCCCUUUUGAUGUGAUGCGGCAGACCUGGGAAGAUCCUUGCUCUCCUUACAACUCUCCAGCUUCUCUCAGUGCAAUCAUAAGGACACCCAAGUGCUACCACAUCUCCUCCCUGAACGAGAAUGCUGCCAAGCGGUUGUGCCGGCGGUACUCUCAGAAGCUGAUCCAGCACACCACCUGCCAGCUCCUGAGGACCUACCCCGCCGCCACGCGCAUCGACUCCUCCAAUCCCCAUCCACUCAUCUUCUGGCUCCAUGGCGUACAGCUUGUGGCUCUAAACUACCAAACAGAUGAUCUUCCUCUGCAACUCAAUGCAGCGAUGUUUGAGGCUAAUGGUGGCUGUGGAUAUGUUUUGAAACCUCCUGUCCUGUGGGAUAAAAACUGUUCAAUGUACCAGAACUUUUGUCCAUUAGAAAGAGAUCUUGACAAUAAGGAGCCAGCUAUAUAUUCUUUAACAAUUGUGUCUGGCCAGAACGUCUGCCCCAGCAACAGCACAGGCAGCCCGUGCAUUGAGAUCGAUGUGCUGGGGAUGCCCCUGGACAGCUGCCACUUCCGGACGAAGCCCAUUCACCGCAACACUCUCAACCCCAUGUGGAAUGAACAGUUCCUCUUUCGAGUUCACUUCGAAGAUUUGGUCUUUCUUCGGUUCGCAGUUGUUGAAAAUAACAGCUCAGCAGUAACAGCUCAGAGAAUCAUUCCCCUGAAAGCUCUUAAAAGAGGCUACAGACAUGUCCAGCUCCACAACCUGCACAAUGAAGCACUAGAAAUCUCUAGUUUGUUCAUAAACAGUCGGAGAAUGGAAGAAAGUCCCUCUGGAAAUGCCCUGCCUGCAUCUAUGUUGUUUAGCACGGGGGAAAGGAAAGCUGCUGUGACCCACAAAGUGACAGUUCAUGGAAUUCCAGGCCCAGAGCCUUUCACUGUUUUCAAUAUAAGCGGGGGGACAACAGCUGCACAGCUGCUCCAUCAGCUCUUGGCUACCACAAAAGGCACCGAGUCAUGUGCUGGAGACUAUUUUCUGAUGGAAGAGAAAAGUUUUAUAUCUAAAGAAAAGAGUGACUGCAGAAAACCACCAUUCCAGAGAGUGAUCGGUCCUGAAGAAGGGCUAGUGCAGCUUCUGAACAGUUGGUUCCCAGAAGAAGGAUACGUUGGAAGGAUUAUCUUUAAAACCCGAGAGGAAAAUUUAAAUGAGAGAAAUGUCUUUCAAGAAGCAAAGGAAGAGGCAGCUAUCAGCUCUGAGGAUGACAGUUUCUUUGUUCAGGUACAUGAUGUCUCCCCAGAGCAACCACGCACAGUUAUCAAAGCUCCCCGCUUCAGCACGGCUCAGGAUGUCAUACAGCAGACUCUUUGCAAAGCCAAAUACUCCUAUAGCAUUUUGAGCAAUCCAAACCCAAGUGAUUACGUGCUCUUGGAAGAGGUGACAAAAGAGCCAGCAAACAAAAAGUCCUCAACAUCUAAACCGUCUCAGAGGAUCCUCUCUGAUCAAGAGUGUGUGUUUCAGGCCCAAAGCAAGUGGAAGGGAGCAGGAAAAUUUAUCCUUAAACUCAAAGAACAGGUUCAGGCAGCACGAGAUGACAAAAGAAAAGGCAUUUCUUUUACCAGUGAACUCAAGAAAUUAACCAAGUCCAGUAAACAGUACCGAGGAUUCACAUUGCCACCUCCACAGGCCUCACCCGAAAGUCCCCAGAGCAGAGACGAACGAUCCACCUGCAGUUUGACUUUUGGUGAUGUUAUGGAGUAACCAUAUCCACUGCCUACAGCACUGUCUGUUCAGCAAAUGAAACACACGGCGUAAGACCGUCCCGUUGAAAUGCCGAUGGUACAUGUAAACUGUCCACUAACGUACACUAACCAGACCUUUGUAGAGUGCUACAACAGCACUGAGCUAUUACCCAAGAAGUUACAACUCCUUGUAAAUGAAGAGGAAACUUCUUGUCUUCUGUUGACAAUCCCCUCUCACAUAUGGCCAAUUUAAGAUCACAAUUUUCUUUCCACAUACACCUGAUUAUUGAAGCACGUGACAUGCACCAUCGUACUACUGCUAAAUCAGUAACGGCAUUCAAGUAAUAUCUUCAGUUGCAACAGAUUUCAAAUAUGAAGGGACAAAUUUGAAACCUUACUUCCAGGCCUAAAUCAUUAAAACAAUCUGAAUUCAAGAAAAGUAAAGGAAGUUCUGGAAAGAUCCCAGUCACAUUCCCUCCUCUGCUGCAUUUCUUGGUUUUGUUGUUUUGAAAACUGGAAUUGACAUCACUGAAUCCUUCUGCAGUGCCUUUAAAGGAACCUGCUGCAGACUGACCUGGUCAGCAAUUGCGUGCCCUCUGCUAUAGAUGCUUAAUCCAGGCAAUACUGCUGGAGUCACAUCCCUGACCUGGGACUCCCGAGUGGGAUGUCGUAGACCGGAGAGAUGCCUGUGAGCUGUCAGAAGAGUCUCCUCUUCCUGUAUCUUCACGUAUGUGGACAAAGACAUUUUCUGGGACUGUAUGUUGUAAACAAACAUGUGUCGUCACCCUCCCCUUUUAAACAAAAGAUAAUUUUAGCUAGUUGCCUCUAGGGAAACUGAAGGCAGAGAACCAGUGUGUUCUUUUGUGUAUUAUAUUAAAAUAAUGCACUUUUACCUGAAGAUUUCUGUUAAACACUGUGUUAAGUGAUUGUAAAGAAAUUUAAAUAUACUGUAACUUCCUUUGCCUAGCUGUUUAACUUUGGUGAAUAUAUACAAAACGCUCAAAUAAUUUAUGGUUUAGCUACUUUAACAAAAUAAUGUACUAUAGCUAAAUACACCUAACUGUUUGUGAGACUUGGACAAGGAACAACGUUUUCUUCUUAUAAAUUUUAGUUUUCCAGGCUUGUGUUUAAAGAAAGAGUAUUUAUUAUCAUGUUUCAAAGUACAUGCCAUUGUAUAAUAUAUUUAUACUAAUUUUUGGAAAAUGCAGAAUUUGUAACUCUCUGGACUUAAGAGGAAAAGAAAUGUUUGAACUUUUCCAGUUGUUUCUUUUCAGGAUAAGACAUUUAAUACCCCAAACUGACCAAACUCAAACCAAUGCAUUGAUGUAAUUGCCUUUGAAAUGUAAUUGACAUUAACAGAUUUUUAAUUCAAAAUACAUUUUUCCAUACAGUCACAAAAUAUCUUUUUAUUUGUCUGGUAAAGCCAGAGAGUAUAAACAACCCUUAAAUAUAACUCUUGACAUUUUUGUUUACAUAGAAACACUGUUGUAAAGUUUUAUAUUUGCUGAAUUCAUCUUUUGAUAUUUAAAUUAGUUGUGGUUGUCUCUUUUUUUUUUUUUUCUCCAUGGGAGUUAUUCUUGUGCUGAAUUAAAACAAUCCUUACCAACUUACAGCAGCACAAAUGAAACAAUUGCUAAAAUCACUCAUCCCUUUGAUUCCCCAUAAGAACUGGAUCUGUGGUGAAUAAAUUGCUGUGCCCACAUCUUUGUUCCCUAAAGAAGUGUUUCACUUACCUGAUUUGACUAACUUAAGAAACCCAUAAACACGGGGAGUGAUUUGUGCACUCGGUUAUUCCAUGUCAGCUUUAGCACUCGAGCACAAAACACUGCUGCUCCAAACAGAGAAGCUGCAUCAGGCAAAAGAUAAAACAGCAGUCUCAGUAAAGUGAGGUUUACUUUUGAUUGAUAGUGCAGGGACAAAAGGGAAAGAAGUUAUGGGCACCCUCAUGAUAACCAGCCAGCCCACCCAAAAUUAUGAAAUUAAACAGAAGAAAGCAAAGUCAUUACCUGGCAUAUAAACAAGCAAAUAGAACCUGCAUUCUGGCACCAGAAGCUAUGAAAGUCCUUCAUUAUACACUACAGAAAAUUCCUAUGAAGUGGCCAUUCCCAAAGCAAGAAAGUGCCCUCUUGAGGUUGUUUCCAGCUUUCAGGAAAAAUAACCACAGACACAUUAAAAAGUGAAAUUUCCCCACUAUCCCCUGCUUAUCUUCAGUACUGCUGCAGCAAAGCAGCCUUUUGUAGUUCAGCAAUGGGAUACAACAAAACCCCAUCCACCUCCCAGCUCAGCCUCUUCCCUCUGAUUCUGGCAGCCUCUGUAACCGUGAGGUGUGCUCCCUCCCUAGCCCCCCUCCCCCAAGGCGCCUGCUUUGUGUCAGUCGGAUGCUGAGUGAACUGUUACAAGUGACAGCUUACCCCUAGUUUUAUAUGUAUAGUUUGCUUUGGAAUACAUUGGAAUUACUGGGAAAUGUAUCAACCUACUGCACAAUUCAACUAAUUCAACUUCUUUUGUUUUUUUUCAAAUGUUAGUGUCAUUCUCUCUUAUUUUCACACAGUUGUAGCUUCACACCACUAAGAUUUUUUUUUUCCUUUUGGUGGUUUUUUGGCAUUUUAGAAUCAAUACUUACUUUCCUGUGGUGUUUGCCUCUCUUUUUGUUGUUGUUGUUAGCAGCACUGAAAAUAAAAUUUUGGACAUCAAGUGUAGUGUCACAGCAGUCUGGAAGACAUCCUUCCUAAUUCAUUAGAUUUAACAUAGAAAGUACUUAAACUCAUGUCAUCAUCCACCAAUGGUUUUCUGUCACACAGAUAUAAAAAGAAAAGAACCCUUGGGAAAUCAAGGGACAACAGUAGCCAUGUCACAUUGUCUGACAGUCUAACACUAGCCUGAAGUCCAGUGGCAAUUUAAAAACAGUUGUUUUGUACUGUUUCUGCUACUACAAGAACUUUCUAGCUGUGGCAAUAGUUUAUUAACAUAAGUAGCUUCCUCAUCAAUCAAAGUCUAAAGCUGCUUUUGCUGCUGUUUACCACAAGAACAGCAAACUAUUUGCUGUUAAUAUCAAUAAUAUUAAUAUUAUUUGCUAUUAUUAACCCCCUCAACGUUGUUGGCGUGUAUGCAUCUAUCUAAGGAACUGUGUAAGGCUAAUUACACUCUGCCAGUAUUUUCACUGACGUACACAGAGCACUUAAUUUCAAGGUUAGGUAUUGAUAAACAUCCAUGUAAACUUUUGUUGGUGAAAUGUGGUACAUUUGGGGGUGAAGCUGGAAAUGAAUACAGUAUCCUUCCCUUUGUGUUAGGUUCUAAGUACCCUAAGUAUCAACACCACUUAAGAGUUAAACGGGGGGGGGGGAGUUACCUUUUGUGAAAGCCCGGUUAAACAACUUUCAGAUGCUGAGUUAUUAUUCCAGUAGGAAAGUUUAUUCUGCAUAGCCACAGGUCUGUUUUGGCAGGAAUACCUAUCUACACGUUCCUAUGAGAAGACCGACAAAGUAAUUUUGUCCCCUUCUGUGCUUUUGGCUGGAAAUGGACAUCAAUUAGGAAAACACAUUCAUUUUUACAUUACAAACUAUUUACAGGAAGCAGCUUCCAGGAUGGAGUUUUGAAAGAAAAGAAUGUAAAUUAUCAACACUUUCCAAAAAGCAGCAGGCCUCACACUGAACAGUUUACAGGUGCAACUCUCGAGCUUGGCUGCUUAUUGGCCAAAAUACAGAAGUAUUUUGUUCCACACUGUUUUAAAAUCACUGUUACUUUUCUACCAAUUUCUUGUCUUUUCCUUGGGUAGCAUAUGCAGCUUGCAGUGGGGGUGACUGCACAGGACAGGAGCUGGGCAGCUGCACACACGCUGCUCUUUGCAGCAACUAGGCACACCAAGAGGUGCUCCUGCUGCCUCGUUACUGUUUCUGGCUUUACUGAUCCCAAGUGUAGCAGUUAGAAGAAUUAAAAAAAAAUCCUAUUUCAGUUCUGAUUUUUAAAACCUUGCCACAUUAUUUUUAUUGCUACAAUUAUUGCUAGAUGAAGUAUCUCAAUAGCCACUUGUAGAAAAUUGCCUGCUUCUAGGAAUCACGUGCUUUCAAAAAUUAGAGACUCUCAUAUGGAAAUAUCUAAGUAUUUCAAGAGCACAUGCUCUUACCUGCAUAGUUUGUCCUUAAAAAGGAAAAACUUGCUGGCAGUUCUACAUUUCGGUGAAAGGCUGAGUCUGCAGCUUCUGAAAGUGAACUGUCUGUCCUGCUGCAGCUCUGCAAUUGCUUCAAUUAACAUUUGGUUUUCAAUCACUGGCUGUUACUAUUCCACUAUAAAACUCAAGUUUACUUUUAGGGUAGCCCACUACAUCUAACAAUGGUGGCAUUUUUUUCCUGUCUGUGGUAGAUUAACUUCAGUAGUGACAGACAUUUGGCAGAGUUAGAAAAUUAGACACAAAAAAAAUCAGUAAAUAGAUUUUGCUCCAAUACUCAAAUAGGAUAUUUUAGAAAGAGUUGUACAGUUUUCUUCCUCUGCCUCUUAAAGGAUGUCAAAGUAUUGCAACAAUGCAACAUCACUAUGUGCCCGUCUUCAUAUUGUUUGGAAACUAAGUAAAACGAACCAUUUUAAAAGUGACUUUUCCACCUGGACUAUUUUCUCUCUGCUGACUUGAAUAAAUUUGUAUUUGUAUAUAUUGUAAAAAAUAAAUCAUUUAAGUUGUUGACUCUUUGCUUUUGCCUUCCUGAACUUACAA